UUCGAUCCUCCUGCCCCAGCCUCCCAAGCUUUUGGGACUGUAGGCAUGAGCCACCACACUCUACCUGUACCUGGUGUCUUGCUCUGGGGCUUCUUGAUCCCAUGAGACGUUUGCAUUGAGGUCCUGGAUAACCUUCAGGAGGAAUGUGAACUGGGUGGAUAAUCUAGUUAACGAGGCUGAGCCGCUGGUACCUUAGUCAUGUCUCCUGGUGAAUCAGCUUCCUGAGGGCAUCUGCCGGAGGGAAGUUUCUAGAUAAUGAAGCUUACCCCUUGAAGUACUUUAGGGCUUUAUUGUUUUCCCCAUAUUGUUGGAAAAUAUCCAAAAAUGAGUUGCCUACUUUCGGGUCUCGUUGAGCAGACUCCGACAAGCACUGCCGUUACCUUGGCAACUGUCGGCCAAGUGCAUCUACCUUUGGGAGUUGGUUGAAUCUGUUGGUGCUCCUUGGGGGCUGGGCAGGACCACUGUCUCCAUCUCAGAGGAGGAAGCUGAGCUUAAAUCCUCUGACAGGAAAUAGGGCCAGCUCCAGGCCUCUCUCCUGUGGUAGGAUCUGAGUUGCUUGCCGUCUGUCUGUCUAGCAGCUCUGCACAGAGCACCUUGUCCUGGCUGCUCUGGUGCAGUACAGCUGAUGCCACCAGCCAUCUGCCCCCACACACAGUGGCCCCAGGCUCCCAGGCCUCCAUGGUUACUGGUUUAUCUUUCCUCCCUGGCCUUCCUACCAAGAAAGCCAUUCUGGAUUCCAUUCCUGUGCAACAGCUGGCUCUGAAAAGGGGGUAGGGGGUGAGGGGCUUGUUAGAAUUGUGAGUAAAAUAAGUCCGCUGUGGCAUCUGCGGCGCUGUUUGGGUGGCUGGGUCUUCCCAGCUGUGUUUUGGAUAGGUGCAGCCUUUGGGCUAAUGGUUCACCUAACUACCGGGUGAGGAGGAGUGCCCACUUUGGGGGUCCGGUGCACCUGGGGGUAAGUCUGGCACCUGUCAAUUCGCAGGGCCAAUGACCUAACCUCUGCCAGGUUCAGUUACCCUCAGUGAUAAACUGGGAUGGAUAACAUAAGCCUCACAGGGAAUAUCCCAAGAGGACUCACGGAGACGACCUGCGGCCUCAUGUUGGUACUAGGUUGGUUGUAGGUAUUGCUUUUGUCUGUGUGACUCGAAAUAUGACAAGACAGUGACCAUUCACACAUCCACUCAUUCCUCAGGUGUGUAUAUGCCCCCCAUCUCUUCUUGCCUAGUUUACUUUUGUGUACGAUGAAGAAGAUAUCCUAAUAGCAAUAACAGCAAACGUGACGUGGUCAGUAACCUAGCAGGGUGUUAAGGGAGUGCAAUAUAUAAGUUGUCCUCUUCGUCAUUGGUACUCAUUGUGUCAGGCACCGUGCUAGGUGGGUGCUAGGGAUUAGGAAGUGGAUAAAAUGGCUGUGACCUUGGUUCUCAUGGGGCUUUGCAGUUUAUGUCCAUCUUACUUUCUCCUUCGCAGAGUCCACCAGGGUUUCAGUGCUGUGUGUUGAAAGAUGGAUCAAUGAGUUGUGCACAUAACCCGGAGGGGCUCCCAGGGCCCCCCACUUGCUGCAGGAGUUGGUUGAAUGUGGCUGCCCCUCCCUCUCUGGCUCUCUGGCCCCGAGCUCUUGGUUUUGUCUCAGUCCCAAACCAGAAGUCAAAAGGAGGGAACCGCAUCUGUCUCGCCCAAGCCUUAGCCGUGGUCUCUGAAAAUGCUGAGACCUUCCGAAUGCCACGGGGACGAGGGGUCUAGGUGGGGACCUAGUGAGCAGGAGGAAGCCCUGGGUUUGGAGUUAGGGACAGAAGGUAAAUCCUGGCCCUGCCACUUGGUAGCUGUGUGGAUUUUUUUCAGAUCAUUUCUCUCCUCUGAGCCCCGGUUUCCUCGUCUGUCAGAUGCGACAGUGAUGGCGCCUGCCUUGAAGGGCUGUAGGGAGAAGGAAAUGGGAGCAGAAUACAGGCCCAAGUUCAUUCAAGGCCUCCUCCAGUGCCCCUCCUGAGGGAAGCUCUCUGUGACCCCCCCCCCACCCAGGGUUCACGCUCCUGCCUCUGAGCACAAAAGACAUUUAUUUCUACAAGCUCCAGAGCGGUGCUCCCAGCUCCACGUGAGCUUCCUCUGGGCUCCCUGGAUACAGACUCAGACAGAGAAGCGCAUUGUUGGGAGCCUCCCAGGAGGUCCAGCCAUUGGGAACUGAACCAGGCAAGACUGGGCGGAGGACAAAGUUGCCUCAGGGGUGGGGUGCGGGGAGAAAAGGCUAAUACAGUGGGAGAAAUUGACCCAGAAGGAGAAUCCUACUUACAGAGGGAGAAGCUGACAUGCAUGGGGAAAGAUGUCACGGGGGGGAGAAUCUGACGCUGUGGGAGACGCUGGCAAAUAGCAGGAGAAGCUGAUGCAUAGAGGGGGGAGCUGAUGCAGGCAGUCGCUGAGGUCUUGGCCAGUCCUCCAGGGAGUUCUGGGGCCGGCAAGGCCUCUUGGAGUUAUCCUGAAAGAGGCAGGGGACAAGCCUUUAAACCAGCACCCCAGCCAGGCAUGAACUAGAAACCACCCUUUCCCUUCUCCCCUAAGGGGUCAUAACCUCGAGACAUAGAGUCCCCUGCAGCAAGGGGCAGUUCCCAGGGAGUGAGGGUGGGGAGCAGCUGGCAUGUCCUCCCUGAAGAUCCAGCUAAACAUGGAAGAACCAAUGGAGAAGUGAACCCAAACCUUCUGCCCACACGGCGCUUAGGGCUAUAUUUGGUCUAUACGUAUUCGGUAUCUGCGGCCAGCUUGGCAGCCUUGCUCGGGCCAGAAUCUUCUCAUUAGCCAAGCACGCAGUUGGUGCUUAAUAAGAGUCUGUCAGAUUUCAUUACCAGUAGCCAACUUUGACCCCUCUCUUUGUCUCUUUCAAAUACCAUCGCCUGCCCAUUCCAAAGAUGUCUCUCCUUUGUGCACCAAAGCUGCGCACAAUUAUAUUUUUCAAACUCAGAAGAGAAAAGGGAAGCAAAAGCCUGUGGAGAUAGAACCUAAUUUUAAAAACAUCCCGCAUAGCAAGGAAAGGAAGGGUGGCCAGCACACGACCUGGUCAGGCCUCACAGCAUCCACCAGAAUUUUGCCAAAGAGGGCAAAAUAGUAAACGCACUUGGUCACCUCUCCCCGGGCUCUGCGGCAGGCUGGGUGUUUUGAAGUUUCCCUGGGAAACUUUGCCACGGGGUGAAAAUCGAGCUGCAGCUCGGGCACCUGCCAAAGUCUCUAGGCUCAGCUGAGCUAUUGUUCACGCUCCAAGUCCUGACAUUAUCAGGCGUAACCUGAUUUAUGAUGGGGCCCAUGUGGCUCACUGGGACACAAGACCCCAUUCUCCUCCAUUGGCCCAUGGGCAGUGUGCCUAAUCUGGGUGUCAUUACCACUGAUGGUAAUGAAAACUCGAGGUUUUCCUGUUACUGUGGUUUAUAACAGGUAACAGUCUUAUUUUCAUUGUUUCAACUGGUUCCCACAAGUCCGUGGAGUAGACAGCUGUAGGAUUAUAAGGAAUUGGUUCAGCUUCUCUGGGCCUCCGUUACCCCCUCUCUAUGUGGUCACAGGAACUCCUAAGAUGUGAGGCUGAGUCAUACAAUACCCGCCAGGCCCUUCGCAUUCUUAAUAAAGGCUUGACGUUACUCGUAGGGAUCAUUAGUCUCACUUUACAGGAGGAAGCCAAGUUUCGGAGAGACGAAGUUUACCACCAAGACACCAGGGUUUCAAGCGGGGAAAACCCCUGGACAGAGAUGCAAGCGGAACCAGGUUUCCAUGAGCUGGAUCGCCACCGUCAACAGUGUAGGUGUCAUUGAGAACAGAGGGACUCCUGACUCCUCCAAAGGAAAAAGAAAAUGUUGAAGAGGUGGUGCUGUUCAAAGAAGUUUUUUUUUUUAAAAAAAACAAGAUACUUGGACUUUUUAAUGGAAUCCUUCUUAUUUUUUAAUAUUUGGGUCUAAAAACCAGGAAGGAUAUUAUAUUCAGAGAGAAUUGAAGAAAGCUCUCUGCGCCCUCUGCUGAAGGCCUUCCGAGGCCUGCACAGUGACUGGUUUGCACUCAUAUGGCCUCGUCUCAUUCCAGUCCCUUCUUCCCAAACAGGAGUUCCACUGGCAGACAAAGAAGGUGGGACCCUGGCUCCCUGGACCCCUGCUGUCCUUGGGGAUGAAGGUCAUUGCCCUUCCUGUUGUCCUUAUCUCCUGCCAGAUAGUCCCCACCCUCAGCAGCUUCUGGCAGUUCCAGAGGAUGGUCAGCCACAUCACGGGAAGGAGCACCUUCCUCUCCUACUAUGGAUAGGACUGCUACUGUGGGCUCGGAGGCAAAGGGAUCCCUGUGGACGACCCAGAUAGGUGUGUGCAGGGCUGCAAGGCCACCUGCCAUUCGAUUUGCACUGAAGCUGUAGCUUGGAGCCAGAGAGGGGUGGGGCAGGGGGAGAACCAGGAGCCUUUCAUGGCAAGUAGAGAAACCAACUCAGGCCAACGUAAGAAAAGACUGGAAGGGUCACAGGGGCCUGAAGUAUCUCCCGCGCUUGGUGGUGGAACAGCGGACGGGCCAGGACGGGUGGUCUGCAGGAGGACUGAUUUAACCCUCCUAGUGAAUAUAGGAGGUGGUGUCACCACCCCCAUGUUACAGUUCGCCACUCUGGCUCCAGGAGGGGAGGCAGGUGAGUCCCUUGCUGUUCCACCUGAGGUCCUCCAGCCGAUUCCCCAGGGACCUUGCACGGAUGCCGUCUCCCUCUCAUCUGAUCCCAGAUGCUGUGUGACGCAUGACUGCUGCUACGAGAGGCUGAAGGAGUCUGGCUGCCAGCCCGUGUGGAACAGCUACCAGUCCCUCAUCAUCAACAAGACGGUGGUCUGUGAGUAGCCUUCUCUGUAGGGAAAU
This is a messenger RNA of Ictidomys tridecemlineatus (thirteen-lined ground squirrel), 4845 nucleotides long. Lineage: Eukaryota; Metazoa; Chordata; Mammalia; Rodentia; Sciuridae. The record is from RefSeq and is a predicted model, not a curated record.